Diospyros lotus (date-plum) is the source of this 1333-nucleotide messenger RNA. Its product is annotated as zinc transporter 6, chloroplastic. Gene Ontology annotation, cellular component: plasma membrane. The transcript is spliced from 2 exons. Gene Ontology annotation, biological process: zinc ion transmembrane transport. Gene Ontology annotation, molecular function: zinc ion transmembrane transporter activity. Bases 151 to 1131 code for a protein of 326 amino acids. NCBI's taxonomy places the organism in Eukaryota, Viridiplantae, Streptophyta, Magnoliopsida, Ericales, Ebenaceae. The record is from RefSeq and is a predicted model, not a curated record.
UUCUUGCCUACAGCCUCCUCCUCCUCCUCCUGCCGCUGCUCAUCAAGACUCCAAUCCAGGCUCCAGAGUCAAGCCAACGCUCUCUGUGUCUCACUGUAUAUUUUUUUGUUUUCUUUCUUCCUUCUCGCUGACCUUUAGGUAUUGCUAAUUAUGGCUUUGUGCGCCACCGAUACGGCUCGGGAGCUGGCGUGCCGCGACGGCCGGGCCGCUGCCCAUCUCAAGCUGCUCUCGAUCUUCAUCAUAUUCGUGACCAGCGUCGCCGGCAUAUCGUCGCCGGUUAUGCUGGCGCGGCUGUUCCAGGGCAAGCCGGUGUACGACAAGGCCAUCCUAAUAAUCAAGUGCUUCGCUGCCGGAGUGAUUCUCUCGACCUCGCUCGUCCACGUCCUCCCCGACGCCUUCGGCGCGCUCUCCGAUUGCCAGGUGGCGUCGCGGCACCCCUGGAAGGACUUUCCCUUCUCCGGUCUCAUCACCUUGAUCGGUGUCCUCACCGCUCUACUCGUCGACCUGAGCGCUGCCUCGCACGUCAAUAGCCACAGCCACGGCCAUUACGAGCCAAUCGGCACGAGCGAGAAGAAGAAAUCGGCGGAGAGCGGCGUGGAGAUGGCGGUUGUCGGCGAGAUGCAGCAGGAGGAGAUGCUGAAGAUGAAGCAGAGGCUGGUGUCUCAGGUGCUGGAGAUCGGGAUAAUAUUCCACUCGGUGAUCAUCGGCGUGACGAUGGGGAUGUCUCAGAACAAGUGCACCAUCCGGCCGCUCGUCGCCGCCCUCGCUUUCCACCAGAUCUUCGAAGGCAUGGGCCUCGGAGGCUGUAUUGCUCAGGCGGGAUUCAGCUUCGGGACAACGGCAUACAUGUGCUUCAUGUUCUCGGUGACAACUCCGAUGGGAAUAGCGUUGGGGAUGAUCAUCUUCUCAUUGACCGGCUACGACGACAACAGCCCCAAUGCCUUGAUUUUGGAAGGGCUGUUGGGUUCCCUAUCUUCGGGAAUACUUAUAUACAUGGCUCUGGUGGAUCUCAUUGCCCUGGACUUCUUCCACAGCAAGCUCAUGAGCUCGGAGGCAUGGCUGAAGAAGGUGUCCUUCGUUGCCCUUGCUCUGGGCUCUGCCUCCAUGUCAAUCCUCGCUCUUUGGGCCUAAAAAUUAAGCCUCUUCUUCAUUGCAGAUGCAGUGCAAAAAAGUCACUACUACUUUUGUACAUCCCAUAUCGGCCUCAAUGGACAAUGGAUCCUAUCAAUUGAUCCGCCAAGGGUCCAAGUAGUAUUUUGUUGUCUGUGCGGAUGCGAUAAUGUUUAACCUAAUUUAAAGUUGUCACACCAUCAAUUGUUGGGUGGUUUACUCC